Messenger RNA from Bipolaris zeicola 26-R-13, 1086 nucleotides. RefSeq lists its product as uncharacterized. The record is from RefSeq and is a predicted model, not a curated record. The coding region runs from base 1 to 1086 and encodes 361 amino acids. The transcript has 2 exons. NCBI's taxonomy places the organism in Eukaryota, Fungi, Ascomycota, Dothideomycetes, Pleosporales, Pleosporaceae.
AUGUUUGUUCCGCGAGCGCUUAGGCUCAAGGGCGUUCGUGAGAAGCCGCGACCAAACACUUCCAACCCGUCAGUGAGCAAUGCUGAGACCGAUCGCGAUGAAGCCCUGGUCAAGGCUAUGCAAAAUACAAGGACAACCUCACUCACUCCUCAACCAGAAGAGCAGGUUGACCAAAAGGCUACCAAGCCUGGUCCUAGGUUCACUGUCAAACCAGUCACCCCUGAGUACAUUGCUCAACUUGCUGCUGGUAUAGAACUCAUCUUUACCGACUAUGCGCACCAAGAAGAGGAGCGAGCAAAGUGGCUUCGGGAUCGAUACCGGACAGUAGAUGAUGAGGAGAAUUACAUCCAUCUCACGGCCAUCCUUGAGCAUCCCAACAUCUCCUCGUUGAAACCCGAAGCCUCCCAAGUCUUGCUCCAACAAGCGCUCCGAGAUCACCCCUCUAGAAUAAUUCAAGUGUCAAAAAAUGGUUAUCAUAUCCGUCGCAAACCCUCUUCGUAUCCACCCAAAUAUCUGCCCCACAAUUCGUUCGAAGUAGUCGAUGAUGAUGGUUUGGCAUUCUGGGAUCAGCGCACCAUCUAUGUUGAACCGCACAUCCGCAACAUGUGUCAAACUCCUGCUAAAGUGGCUCAGUGGCUUACAGAACAUGGCCAAUUGCGGCCAAAGUGGCUUCCUGUGCAAGCCGUGCAUACACUAUGGAACAGUUGCGCUUUCGUAGUUCUCAGUGGCAGUGUAAUGCACGAAGACGUUUGGCAGAAGUGGAGAGAAGCAGACAAGCCCGAGAACUGGAAGAUUAUGACCAAGGUCGAGCAUACAAAACGCACAGCAGAAUAUGUCGCGUUGCUUGAGAAGCAGAACCCCAGGGGCAUGCGCAAGACCAAAGCCGAUGAUAGUGAGCUUCCUCCAGUUGCACGGCCAGCAGUACUUCCCCUAGCCGUAAAGACUAUCCAGGAGAAUGCUGGCAAUGAUAGUCAACAAGGCAAAAAGAAGCGAAAGAGGCGAAAGCCGAACAAAUCCGCUCUCAACACAGGCGAUGCCGAUGACGAUGAUGCAGAUAAUGAGCCAAAUACUAAGCGUAGAGGUUGA